AUGACUGAUAUCUCUCAGAUUUUCAAAGGCACUCAGAUCGCCCUUCCUGGCUCCGUAGCUCUCCGGCUGAACGCGACUACAUGGGUAAUCGACGAGGAGCUUUAUGAGAAUAGAAUCGAUGGAGUGCGUGAGCCUACUUCUGAUCCUGACGAACAACCAUCCGGUUGGGAGGCUAAGUAUCUAUGUCACAAUCACCAUUUCCCAUAUAAUCAAGCCUUUAUGAGAGUCUACUGUCAAGGUCCUGAUGAGGGAACAAAAUUCCUUCUGCCGGAAGUUCGAGCCCAACAGGCAAAUCCUCAUUUUGAAAAGCAGGAAGCUAAAGCUCGGAAGAAGUUCAGACAAGGUGGAUGCAAAAGUGUACCUUCACUACUUGGAUAUGGCCAAUCCGUGCAAGGGGAACACGGACCUGUACCCGGAGGAUACAUAACCUAUCUUGUUUGGGAAAAGGUCCGCGGACAGGUCCUCACUCCGGAGAUAUUCUGGUCAUUCGAGCGACCAAAACGUGAUCUCGUUCGCCGAAAGUUCCGGGCUGCAUAUGAGGAAAUGUCGUCCUUUGGCUGGGGUCCAGGAGGGGAGAACAUCACAAAGAUUAUAUGGGACAAAGAAUCCGCCGAUCUAUGGAUCUCGGGGUUUCGCAGUUCGUAUCCAACUGACGAAAAGUGGGAGGAUUGCAUUCUGGCUUAUUACCGCUUGGUCAAGCCACCCGCGUCCGGCGUU
This is a messenger RNA of Penicillium coprophilum, 717 nucleotides long. RefSeq lists its product as uncharacterized. The annotation marks the transcript as partial. NCBI's taxonomy places the organism in Eukaryota, Fungi, Ascomycota, Eurotiomycetes, Eurotiales, Aspergillaceae. The record is from RefSeq and is a predicted model, not a curated record. The transcript is spliced from 2 exons.